Molecule: messenger RNA, 8579 nt
Organism: Cynoglossus semilaevis (tongue sole)
Lineage: Eukaryota; Metazoa; Chordata; Actinopteri; Pleuronectiformes; Cynoglossidae
Gene: pkd1l1
Product: polycystin 1 like 1, transient receptor potential channel interacting
Exons: 44
Coding region: 664-8490 (2608 amino acids)
Biological process (GO): calcium ion transport
Cellular component (GO): plasma membrane
Molecular function (GO): protein binding; monoatomic cation channel activity
Source: RefSeq, a predicted model, not a curated record
AAUAACUUGCUGGCUAAACUCUAAAAAAAUCUGUCACAUGGUUAAUGAGACAUUACAUUAAAUAUAUUUAAACAGGAACCCAAUUUAUGUACAUAGGUUAAAUAUAGAAAUCAAUGAGAAAUGUUGAAGUAGUUGCAAAAAAAUAGUCCAAAAAGAUGGAGCAAUAAAAUGUUAGGACGUAAAAAGUCACAGAAAAAUCUGUCCAAGCAGCACAGGCAGCCGCAGGCUUGACUUUGACGCAUCUGCACUCUGAAGAAUGCCUUUGCUUGAUGAUUCAACUUUUACUGCAUUGGUUGAAUUAUUGAAAAUAACUUUUCAGACAGCAUUCUCAUGUGUAACAUAUUAGCAUUUCUUUUAACCUAAAGCUGAGAAUUUUCACGCUCUUUUUUCAUGUUCGGGAUGAGGAUUGUCUUUAAAAGAUAAUUAGGACUCUGGGUUUGGAUAUUUAUUGCAACUAAAAUAUUAGACAUUUUUCAGUAUAAUUUCGAGGUUUGAUAAGCUUUAAUAUUACGUCUUAAUGGACCUGUUUUUUUAAGAGCUUGUCUCACAUGUUAAAACAAACACACACGAUGACCCCUUUUUUUUUUACAUCUAAGGUACGAGGUAGCGGCGUUGACCUUUGACCACUGUUACUGUGGCGGCCCGCAGCAGCUUCAUGGUUUGAUGGUUCGUGCGAGUUCCACCAGGAGUUUAGAAGUCAGAGGAGAGAAUGAGAGACAAAGGAUGCAGCACUGUGGUGUGGGACAUAGACAGGGGACAGUGACUCUAUACAGAACCACAGCAACACUUUUGCACCACAUUAGACCGUCCACCCCCUCAGACAGAGUGCAUCCUGGGAAAACUCCUGCUCUGGAACUUAUCAGAAACUUGGCUGGACGCCCUGACCAGCCCACAGUGAAAAUCCAUGCAGCCAAAUCAGCUCAUCCAACAAAUACAGAAAUAACCUUCCAGGCUGUGUGUGAGGCCGCAGACUUUGAAGCAGAGUUCAUCUGGACCUUUGGAGACUCCACGUCAGUCCGAACCAACACAAGAACCGUCAGUAAGAGAUAUCACAGACCCGGCAGGUUUGACGUGGCUGUGCUGAUGAUAAACGGUCACUCCUCCAUCACCUCUGAGCCGUUUCCUCUGGUGAUCCAGAGAGCAGUGAAGCUCAACAGACUGGUCCACCAGGCGUCAGUGCUGCAGAACCAGACGGUAAAGCUGAGCUGCCGGGUCAACAUCGGAACCGAUCUCACCUUCCUGUGGAACUUUGGAGACGAAACGUCCAGACUGGGACAGAGCACAGAGCAACACAUCUUCAACAGAUCUGGUGAGUUGACAGUAAAAGUGAUUGUGUUCAACCUGGUCAGCUCUGCCUCUCUGAGCAGUCACAUCUUCGUGGUGGACCGACCUUGUCAACCUCCACCAGUCAAAAACAUGGGUCCCAUCAAACUACAGGUUCGAAGGAGUGAGGUUGUCCAUGUGGGAGUGACCUUUGACACAGAACUUGACUGCGACUCAGCUGAAGGUCUGAACUACAGCUGGACCUUGUCCGACUCCACAGGCCGGACCUUAGAUCUGCCUGUGACAGAUGCUCACAGACAGACUCUGAUACUGCCAAGCCACUCAUUACAGUAUGACACCUACACUGCCAUAGCCAGGGUCCAGGUCAUUGGUAGCGUCGCGGACAACAACUACAGUAUAAAAAUUGAAGUCAUUCCAAGUCCUCCUGUGGUUGUUGUACGACAAGGAACCAACCUUUUUAUAAACAUAAAGACAACUGCCAUAAUAUCACUGGAUGGGAAGGAAUCACAUGACCUGGACUUUCCUUCCAACCCACUCAGCUACAGCUGGACAUGUAAACCUCUCAGCUCCAUCCCUGCUUCCUGCUUUGAUCCCGUCGUCAACAUUUCUACCUCUUCCGCUGUGCUCACAUUCCCUGCCAACGUUCUGAAAGACAACUUUGACCAGUUCCAGUUCACGCUCACUGUAAACAGUGGCGAGCGUUCUGCUUCAUCAGAGACUUUUAUCACUGCUACGUUGAAUCUGCUGGGGCAGCUGUCAGUUUACUGCCAUACCUGUGAUGGAAACCAGAUGAACUGGGAUCAGAUGUUGUCCAUCAGUACCUCAUGUAAAGACUGUGGUGUUUCUCCAGAACAUCUCGAGUACAGGUGGAGUCUGUUCCUGGUCAAUGCCUCCUCCAGAGGCGACACUGAAGUGCCAUUUUGUUACGCUGCAGAUCUCGGUGUUCCUUCCACAAUCAUACAGGGUUCCUCCACUUCUCAGAUGUCACGGACCUCCACCCAGUCUCAACAUCACUCCCUCACUUUCCCUGAUGAAGUCUCUUCACUGCAGACCAGGGCCAUCUCUGAAUCUAGAGGCUGGGAACAACAUCUAGGCCUGGUUGAUUCAGAGGACCAUCUGUCCACUGAACACCUGCUGCCACAACAUGCUGGUCAAGUAGAUGAUUUUGGAGAAUUUUCAAUGUCUUCUCUCUCCUCUGCUGAGUGGGUGUUAUCAUUACCUGACCUGGGAAGUGGUGAAGUGGCAAGUGGACUAGAUGUGGACUAUGAUGCUUAUUUUCCAAGUGCAGAGGAAGGAGAUCCUGGAAGCUCUGCAGGAAGACCAUCAGGUGUGGAUGGUGAAAGCUUCAGUCCAGGAGACGACUCAGUGUUUGACCCCACAGCCCAUAAAGGUGAGGGCAGUAACCUGGUUGUCUCUCUACCUUUUCACCAGACGUUACAUCCAACGCUGCUGGAUUUACCCAGGGACCUGGUGCACACAGCCCUCUUUGAGUCCUACACUUACACAGGAAUUUUCUCCUCUGUGCUCAGAGUCAAACCCUUCAGUCUGAAGCCCAGCAGCAGAUACAUGCUGGAUGUCACUGCCAAGUCCCGGGAUCAUUUUGUUGGCAGGACUCAGCUGUUCUUAGAAACCAAAGCCGCUCCACAGGGCGUGAGGUGUCAGGUGCUGCCGGUCACUGGGGCAGAGUUACACACUCACUUCAGCAUCUUCUGUACAUCAGGGAAACAGGAUUUAUUAUACGAGUACAGCUUCAGUGUAGGAGACAAACCUGCCAGGGUUUUGUACCAGGGAAGAGACUUCCAGUAUUACUUCAGCCUUCCUUCAGGUGACCCUGCUGAUGACUUCAAAGUAAUUAUUUACAUUACGAUCAGAAGCAGCACACACACAACAUCCACUAAACCCUGUCCAGUCAUCGUCCAGGUCCGACCAAGCUUCAUCAGAGAUGCUUCUUCUCCUUCUGCUGAUCCAGACCUGGAACUGUCAGACGUGGGUCUGAGGAACCUUCUAGCUCUGUUGAAGCUGGGAAACAGUGCUGAGGUCUGUAACUACAUCAGUCUCCUCUGCAGCAUCCUGAACAGACUCAGUCUGGACGCCCAGGCUAAUGCACUGGAACAGAGACACAUACGCAGUGUUCUCAUUUGUACACUGUGUGAACUCUGGAGCAGCCAUCAGGCAUCAUGGGUAGACACCAUCUAUAUCCUCCAAGACCUUCUGCUGGUUACACACCAGGUCACUUUAGCAAGUGUCAAACAUGUGACAAGUCUCAUCCAGGUCAUUUCAGACCAGUUUUUGGAGUCAGCACAUUUUCGUCUAGAUCAUCAGACCAUCAACAGCCUGGUUGUUAUUCUCUCACACACCAUGGAAGCUGCUGUCACACAGCAACACCUCACAAAUGAAAAGCCCUACAUGGAUAAUAAUGGAGAGGUCUCGGAAUCACAGGCUGCUGAAAAUACCAGGAACGACGUCUCGUCUUCACGCAGCUGCGUACCAGCUUCAAGCACGAAUGAUCGCCCCAGACAACAGGAAGAAUCUGUGUCAGCAGAGCAGACGACUCAGGCUGUCGUUGAUGUUCUUCACACUGCAGCAGACCUGAUGCUGAAGUACAUUUUAUUUAACAAAGUCCAGCAGCACACAGUCACCACAGGUCACAUGACCUUAUAUGUUGUACGACUAAAUCAAACCUCUGCGGUCGUCAGCAGUGGCUCCACCACUGUCUACCUGCCCGCUCCUCUCCUCCAUCAUCUGUUUGUCCGGCCUCACCUAAGUGUCGUCAGCCUGAUGACAGAGCUCAAACACAACCCUUACACCUGCACACGGUGCUCCACACAGCUCAGUGGACCAGUGGUUGACCUGAGUCUUUACGAGUGUAAAAGGAGAAGAAAGAUUCCUGUUCCUUCUCUGGCUCUGCCCAUCGACAUCAAGCUGCAGCAUCUACCACGAAAUGAAAGCCUGAUGCACAGCUACAUCCUCCUUCACAGCCAGAUCAACUAUCACAGCUUCAACAUCACUCAGCACAACCUACAGAGUGCCAUCCAGCUGAGUGUGGUGUUCACUUCGCCACUCAAAAAUCCAUUUCCCAUCAAGAUGCUGUUCAGGAUGUUUGAGAUGCCGACUCCCAGCAUGCACCACCUGCACAGGGUUCACAACUGGGAGAGCAUCAACAGUCGCAUCACUCUGCCUCCAUCCUACCUCAAUGCUGCAGGAGUUGGUUACCUGGCGCUGCUGAAUGCUGAUUUUGAGAAAUCACCCAGAACCAAACACAUGAGUGAACCAAUCAGCUACAGCCUCUCAGUGGUCAGCAGCCAAUGUUUGUCCUGGGACAGCCACCAGGGGGCCUGGACACCUGGAGGCUGCAAGACACAGCAGGAAGAUGGCUCCUCAGCUGUCAACUGCAGUUGCCACCAGCUGAGGCCACUGACUGUGACUCAGAACCAGAUCCAGACCAGUCACCACUCAGAAGAUCUGGACCUGUUCAUAAGUGACUCCUGCAACCAAACUGUGCUGCUGCUGCUGUUGGUGGUGGUGCUUUGCCUCUACAUCCCCGGGUUGUUGGUGUGUAGAAGAGUCGACGACACUAACAAGAAGAAUCAGAGAGUCCAUUAUCUUUCCAACAACUCUCCAUCUGACCUGUAUUUUUAUGCUGUGACUGUCCACACUGGUCUCUGCUCCGCUGCCUCCAUGAGUGCAAAGGUUUACAUCGUGCUACAUGGUGACGACGGUGUCUCAAACAUAAGACAACUCCAGGCUGCGAGCUGCCCUCUGUUCAGGAGGAACACUCGAGACACGUUUAUACUCAGCACAGCUGAGAGUUUGGGCUCAGUCUGGGGGCUUCACAUCUGGCACGACAACUCUGGACAUUCUCCCAGCUGGUACCUGAAGAAGGUGGAGGUGUCUGAGGUGACCGGGGGAGGUAGGAGCGGCCGUGCCUGGUUUUUCCGUGGACAGUGCUGGCUGGCUGUAAACGAAGGUGACGGGCGAGUGCAGAGGACGCUGCAUGUUUGUACUCAUGGCAUUAGCUUUUCUGAGAUGCUACGUGCUACAUUAUCUGACCUCUUGGCUGACUUCCACAUCUGGAUGUCUGUGUACAGCUGCCCCUGCCCCAACGAGUUCUCACAUGCUCAGAGACUCAGUGUGUGUCUGCUCCUGCUGUUAAGCUACGCCUGCGUCAACGCAGUAAUUGUAUCACAAACCAAUGAACAGUUACCAUUGGAGUUUGGUAUUCUGGAUUUGUCAGCAGUCUCUGUGGAAACAGGACUGUUAAGUGUGGCAGCGGCGUUGCCCGGAGCAACAGCAAUAUCUGCUCUGUUUCGCCUGCGUGAGGUCAAGCUGAUCAGGUCUAGAGUGCAGCAAAGAGACGACAGGAGGACAGAAAAAGACCAGGGUGGAGGUGUCCAUCCAGUAAAUGACAGCAUCUUUAAUGUCUCUUGGUUCAGUCUUCAACUGUGGAUUCAAGAAGCCUGGAGAAGGAAACACCAGGGUGGCAACUUGGUAUCAGUGUCUGCUCCAAGUCGGCAGUAUAAAGAAGUGGAGAGCGGAUCUGUGAACCAAUCAGGUGUGUUGAUGACUAACGAGGAAGUGAAGCAGAGAAAUGAUGAUGAAACAUUAAAGGGAAGAGAAGAUCCAGAGGAAACCACCUCAGUCUGUGGGAACCAGGGAGACAAGGAUGCUAAUGAAGUCAUUCAGAAGAAUGAAGCUCUGCAAGGAACAUCUGAGUGUGUGUAUCACGUGGCCGGCGACUUCACGUCGCAGAAAAAUGGAACAUCGAUUCUGUGGUGGCACUGUUUGGCUUGGGUCCUCUGUCUGCUGUUGUCAUUCUUCUGCCUGCUUCUGUCGUCAGUGCUGGGGACGAGGUGGGAGACGUACCAGGAGGUUGUGUUUCGUGAAUUAUUAUUAAAACAUUCAGUGUUUACGGUGACCUCUGUGUGUUUCUGUGUCAGAUUCAACAGCAGCCAACUCCUGCUCUGGGCCCAGGCUCUGGUUUUCUCCUUGGUUUCUUGCAUCUUCUUCAUCCACCCUGCAGUGGUGAGGUGUCACUUACGUUGCAUUUCAAAUGAAUACAGACACAGAGCGGAUUUUCAUUCUUUCCCCAAAAUUGAAGACUUUGAGUUACAGUUCUGCAGCUUCGGUGGUGCCGAUUCACAAGAGAACCUGUUCAGAUUUCAAACAAACUUAUGCUUUGAAAAGCUGCUUGUUGCUCGUCAAAGGGCUCGGUACUUGCAACUUGUGCGCCCCCCAGUUCAGGCAGAACUGAAAAGACGCCGUAAGAGGGCGAGAAGAGAGAGGCUGAUUUCCAACACCCUCAGGGAUUGGUGCGUCUGUGUUUGUAUGAUCCUCCUGUUGCUCUGUGUAACAAACAGCAGCUCCAACAGUGACCACCAGCUCCUGAACCAGUCUGUUAGAGAACACAUCAGCAGGAAUAUUGGCGAUAAAGACUCCGUGUUCCUACGAAACCAUGGCGACUGGUGGAAGUGGACACAGAACCAUCUGCUAAAUGUACUGUACCAGAAUGAAUCCACUAAAACUGAGCAUGAGAAAGGAGGCUCACCUCACCAUUUUCUCUGUGCUGUGUCUGUGUCUUUUUCAGAUCUUCAGACUGAAGCUUCCAUCAGAAUCUCUUCAAUCUUUCUCGACAGGGAACAGGAGAUCGUCAAACACAGACUCUGCUGUUCUGGCUCCACCUGCUGCUCCCACAUGUACUCUCCUGGGCUGCAACCCUGGACCUGGGCCUGGACCUGCAAUCAGUUUAGGUCACACAAAGUGAGAAAUACAGAUAAUAAAGUUUUUCUCCAAAUCUCAUGUAGCAUGGUCUGCAGCACAACAGUAAAAUCCAGUAUCAUCAUCAGGUCUGAGGCUGAGUCCAGACUGAAUCUCCUGAGGUCAGGUGGUGGCUUGGACAAUCAGACGGUGGCCCUGAAGGUCCAUUUCACCUUGUUCAGCCCUGCAUUCAACCUGUUCACCAGUGUGACCCUGCUGACUCAGCAAGGCCCAGCUGGUGAACUGUCAGUCUCUUCUAAAGUCCAGUCAGCGCGGGUUCAUCACACUCCUGUUAUGUGGGACUAUAUGGUCAUGGUUUGUCAGCUUCUCUUCCUCCUCCUCUCACUUCUGCACCUCUGUCUUCAAAUGUGCAGUGUAAGGCAACAAGGGCUGAUGGGAUACUGGAAGACGCCCUGCAACUGGCUCGAAGUCAGUCAACCAGAUAUGAGGCCACACACACGAUCCUAUACACACACACAAGCAGGAAACAGUGCAAACAAGAACACCCUGCCCCAGCCGGGAGGAAACAAAACACACAAACCCAGAGUCAUAAAAAGUCAGCCGUUAAGGAAUAGAGCAGCUCCUAGUGAAAAACGAACCUCACUGUUGUUGUGUGCCUCUCUGUUACAGGUCACUCUGCUGACGGUGACUCUAGUCUACCAUGUGUUUGAUGUCCGUCGCUCUGUCCUCGUCAUGGAUGCUGCAGAGCAGCUGCAGAGACACAGGACACACGUGGGUGUCAGCUCACUGGCCUCCUGGGAACAAGACAUUCGUAAUUUGCGUGGUCUUAUACUUUUCCUUCUGACCCUGAAGAGUGCAUCCAUCUUGAGGCUGAAUCGAAACAUUGCUUCGUCUGCUGUGAUGUCGACCCACUUACUGUCCAGAUUGUUCUGGCCCAUGGUUUUAGGUGUGACCCUACUCAUGGCCCUGUCCUGUUCUGGGAAUCUUCUGUUCAUACAGAAGUCGUGGGCUUUCAGCUCCAGCCUCCGCUCAAUCCUGACUCUGCUCUGUCACCACAAAGGUUUCAGACCUGUCAAAAACCUCCUCAUCUCUGGAUGUGACGCCCUCUACUGGGGAAUUCUCUACCUGUCUUCCAAAGUUGUGUGGACAGCUCUGGUAAUGGCUGUGGUGUCGUCCUUGGUCAGACAUUCUAGACGAUCUCAGAGCAGGAGAAAUGACUUGACGGUUACGGAUCUGUACUGCUACAUCAAACAGAAGUUUUCUGGAUUUCUUAUAAAGCGUGAGCCAGAAUGGACAGAUGACCACGUGGAGAGCAAGACUUACUACCUUGAAGAGUUUGAAAGCCUGGUUGAUGAGCUGUUGUUCAGACUCAGUGCUCUCACCGACUCUCUGCAUCACACUCUACCACCAAAACUCAAUCACUUCAUGGAGGAGGAGAGUCCCAUCACUUCACCUUCACAGGUACAUGCAACAAUGUUUAUAUACAGGUGAGCCAAGCUUACGUCCCAUACACUAAGAGACCUCCAAAGUGUGUAGGUACUACAACAGUCCUUUCAAGGACUCGAACUCCCAUAAUUCCA